GCCAAUCGCUCCUAACCGCCAGUGCGAUAUAUGACCCGCGUUCUGUCUUACAAUUCGAUCAGCAAAUACACUCAACUCUUCCUGUUCAACCGCUAUCUCUCUAUAGAUAGGUACCCACGACCAUGGACGGAAGAGUCUCUAAGUCUCGUCGAACUCGUGUAAAGCUAUCCAGGGCUUUACAAGAGCAGCUACUAGACGCUAUCGCGAAGAAAGAUACUGAGGUUUCAAAGGCACCCAUCCAAAAAGACUCCAUCAGUGAAGGUUGCCUACGAAACCCACCUAAACGACGGUUUGACCAGAUUUCUGAGACUGAUGAUCUUGGACCGGUACCCACGAAGCGAGCUCGGCUCGCAGAGAUAGAAGUUCAACAGCCCCGGCCCCUGCGAGCGAAGAGCCCAUACGUUUCAUUUCUUCAAGACUUCAUAGAUCCCAUCCCUAAUAUCCAUACGGGAUCUGUCUUUGUAUCUGAAUGGUUGGAGUCAGUUGGAUCAGAUCGACAGACACAUUGUAGAUCAGAUAGCCAACUCUAUUAUUCCGCCAAAUCAUCCAUCUCGCCAAGGUCCACAAGCUCAGUGCCAGAUAUGGGCACUAAGCGGGAUGCAGAUGGGUUCGUCGUUCCACCCACACCAGACUCUACCAUAUCCCCAUAUUCUCAAGAAGACGAAGGAGAGAACAACUAUGCGUCAUGCAAUGAGCCAUCUCUUGAUGCAUACACAUCGUCACGCAUUACUAGAGACAGCCAGAUCUCAAAAACAUCAUCUGGAAGGGGUCUCAUAGAGAGUCCGUCAUAUCGUUGGCAGAAUCUAGCUGACAACAACAUCUAUCUACACCACCCAUGCGAUCCACUGCCUGAACACAUUGUCAAAUUGAUCAAGAUGAUCCGUCAAGACCAUGGAUCGACAAGUCUGUCGUUAGACGAUUUGAAAAAAGAUCGGGGCCUAUAUGAUCUCCAGUUGGGUGCGACAGAACCGGAAGUAGAAUUGUAUCUUCGUCAGAAUAUGUUCCCUAGGCCCGGACCCCGAGACAUCUUGAUGCGCGCUCUCAGGCAGCCCAUGGUCAGGCAACUUGUCCCAAACGCAGGUUUCAAAUCGAAAGUUAGCACUCCGGUGCCUGAUAUACUCUACGGAUACAACUUCGCAAAGGCAUUCGUUAACAAACGAUCUCAGCUUCUUGCUUCAGGGGUUGCAGUAAUACCAGCUAAUCACCAAGGUGUGAUAUACCCGUUCUUUGUUGUCGAGUUCAAAGGCGAAACCUGUGGAUCUGGAAGCUUAUGGGCAGCAACGAACCAAUGUCUCGGAGGAUCGGCAUCUUGUGUCAACUGUUCCGAAUUCCUGAACCGUCAGCUAAGAGAGUCUCGAAGCAUUAGCGACAAGUGCGAGCCCAUGGACACGGCAGCAUUCAGUGUUGCUACAAACGGAACAGAAGCGCGACUUCAUGUGUCGUGGAAGGACAACGAGCAGGGAUAUUCUAUGGCAAUUGUCGAUAGCUUCUUGCUUCAGAGACCUGAAGAUUUUCUGGAGCUGCGCAAGUGCGUUUUGAAUAUCAUAGACUGGGGCAUGGGAAAGAGACUGGAACACAUCCGGGCUCACUUAGAUACUCUCAUCGAAGGCAGCAGACAGCGAACUCCGGAGACAGCUCAGUCACACUCACCACUAAUGCCGACUGGUACUCCUGCUUCCACAGGCAGUCGCAAGAAGCGCAGGACUUCGUAGCGAUAAGACAACAUAGCCAUGGUUAGGUUGAGCAUAUCUGUUGGCUAGGCACAUAUUCUCUCUGCUGCCAACAUCUUCUUUUGGCGUUUUUCUUUACUUUUUGUUUGCUGUUAAACUUUCACUCCUACUCUUCGC
This is a messenger RNA of Xylaria bambusicola, 1847 nucleotides long. RefSeq lists its product as uncharacterized. Lineage: Eukaryota; Fungi; Ascomycota; Sordariomycetes; Xylariales; Xylariaceae. The record is from RefSeq and is a predicted model, not a curated record. The transcript is spliced from 2 exons. The coding region runs from base 123 to 1712 and encodes 529 amino acids.